Colletotrichum abscissum is the source of this 231-nucleotide messenger RNA. RefSeq lists its product as uncharacterized. NCBI's taxonomy places the organism in Eukaryota, Fungi, Ascomycota, Sordariomycetes, Glomerellales, Glomerellaceae. Bases 1 to 231 code for a protein of 76 amino acids. The transcript has 2 exons. The record is from RefSeq and is a predicted model, not a curated record.
AUGUGGCGUUGUGAGCAGAUACGACGACGGCACGGGGCCGAUGUAUACAUCCAAGUCCGCUUCAAAGGCAGGUUCUAUGAAUACUCGUCUUCCAAUGAGCACAAUUUCCCUAAAUCUCGCAAUGAGUUGAAAACGAUCUAUCCGGUUCCGGUGACAAGAUCGCCACUGGACUAUGCGGAAAGAAGAUCUCGAAGCGACGUCAAAGGUCAAUCUGGCGUGAUUAGCGGUUGA